AUGGAACUUUCUGGGAACCUACAGACUAGACCGAGGCCUCAACAUGAACCUUUGAAUGUUUUGUUCUUGGGAACUGCCGGGUCUGGAAAAUCUAGUAUAAUGAAUAGGAUCAUUUAUAAUCAACUCCUCCCGCCUAAUAGUUUUUAUGACCCAACACCCGAAGAACUUUCCCGAAAAUAUGUCACCGUUGAUUCCGAACGAUAUAUCGUGGAUACCGCGAAAUUGGACAGUGAACACUAUCUGUCUGUGCAUCAGCCACAUAUUCGAUACGCUGAUAGAAUCAUACUGAUGUAUUCCAUCUGCUCGCCUAAAUCUUUCUCCGCGCUAGAAUCUCUCUGGACUUCCGUAAAACUGCAGAAAGUUCGGGAGAAGAAAGGUUUAUACGUUGAUAUAGUCGGGAAUAUGAGUGAUUUGUGGGAGAAGAGAAGUGUGAAGACCGAAGAUGGAAAAGCGUUGGCCCAGAUAUUGAACUGUGGGUUCUCAGAGUGUUCGCAAAAGAGGGGGAGAAUUGUGAAGCGUUGA
This is a messenger RNA of Sclerotinia sclerotiorum 1980 UF-70, 522 nucleotides long. RefSeq lists its product as hypothetical. Gene Ontology annotation, biological process: signal transduction. Gene Ontology annotation, molecular function: GTP binding; GTPase activity; GDP binding. The record is from RefSeq and is a predicted model, not a curated record. Lineage: Eukaryota; Fungi; Ascomycota; Leotiomycetes; Helotiales; Sclerotiniaceae. Bases 1 to 522 code for a protein of 173 amino acids. Gene Ontology annotation, cellular component: plasma membrane. The transcript is spliced from 2 exons.